Molecule: messenger RNA, 1693 nt
Organism: Neocloeon triangulifer
Lineage: Eukaryota; Metazoa; Arthropoda; Insecta; Ephemeroptera; Baetidae
Gene: Paf-AHalpha
Product: platelet-activating factor acetylhydrolase IB subunit alpha2
Exons: 5
Coding region: 218-928 (236 amino acids)
Source: RefSeq, a predicted model, not a curated record
CUAGUUUGACUUCUCUUUCUGUAUUUUGGCAAAAAUCGCGUUUCCUUUCGCCGUCGGUCCGUCGGUGGUCAAAUUUUCCGAGAUUGGGUGCAUUUGUCGGAAACCUCGGUUCUCAAUAUUCGCCCUUAAAUGUGUUGAGGUCAAGUCUCGUGCGACGUUCAGUACUUUGUUGAGCCGCGAACCGCAAAAACCUGCAGUGAGAUAUUUUAUAAUUAUUAUGAACCCCGCAACCACACCUGUCCCUCCCGAAGACGUACAGGGCGACGGCCGAUGGAUGAGCAUACACAAUCGGUUUGUGGAGGAGACCACACUGUGGGAGCCAGAAGUGCUUUUCAUCGGAGACUCACUCAUCCGGAACUUGACCUACUCGGACAUGUGGAAAGAGGUUUUCGUGCCAAUGCACCCUCUGAAUUUUGGCAUCGGCGGUGAUCAGACCCAGCAUGUUCUCUGGAGAGUGUUGAACGGCGAACUUGAACACAUCAAGCCCAAGGUUGUUGUGCUGCUUGUUGGUACUAAUAAUAUUGGCCACUCGCCAGAACAGAUUGUGGAGGGCAUCAGAGAAGUGGUCAAAGUUAUUCAAAGUAAACAACCUCAGGCCUAUCUAGUCUUAAUCGCUUUACUUCCUCGUGGCCAAAAACCAAACCCUCUGCGGGAAAGGAAUGACAAGGUGAACCUGCUGCUCAAGGAGCAAAUGACUGGACUUGACAGAUUGCAGAUACUCGAUCUCAAUAAGGGUAUUGUUCACGCUGAGGGCACAAUUGAUGCUCAUGACAUGGAUGACUAUUUGCACUUAACGCCCCAGGGCUACCGCAAAACAUUUGAGCCACUGCAUGAGCUACUGACGCAGCUGUUAAGCGAAGGAGAGGUGGAGGAGCUCGAGGACGAUCUUUCGUCUGGCUCGGCUUGCGCGCCUUUGAAAAUCGAGUGAUAUGUUUGCAGAGUUUGAUCUCUUAUUAUUGCCCAGUGCUGCUAAUUCAGAUGAAAAGAAUCAAUCGACUUCAAGUUAAAUGAAAAAGCUUCACUGGAGAAAAAAAAACAGCUUCUGCGCCUUUCAAGAAUCAGAAAGCUGAGUUAUUUUGUACAUUUUUAAUUAUUUCUCUGGGCAAAAUUAUUGUCGCAGAGUGUCGGACAUUGCCUUACCAUGAUAUUUGUGUUUAGUUCCGAAAAGAUGAGUUUCUUUUGUCAAGACUGCGGUUUAUUUUUAAGUCGAGCCUACGGUGUGCCGAAGAAUAUUUUUAGUUAAUAUUCUCCUUGUUAGUGUAGGAUUCAAAACAAAAAAACUUAGUCGAUAGUCCCAUAAUGUAGUUGGCGGCUUGAAAAUGAGCAGGAAAUCUCCAUUCCCACUUAUGCUGAAUAAUUAAAUUCUUACUUAGUUUGCAAUGCAGAAUCAGAAUUGCACGGUGUAGCAGCUGGUUUCCAGCACCAAGCACUUUCUGCUGGAGAUAUUAAAAAAAGCCUCGAUCCUAAAGUUCUUAAUGAGAAUAUGGAAUAUGAAAUUCAAAUUACCUUCAUUUCUUAGAGGUUAUUUUUGUUAACGAAGCUAAAGUGCUCAAAAAUCAUUCCAUUUUAUGUAUUUUUGUUGAAUAACCAAAUCAAGAGUAUGUAUGUAAAUUGAGAUAUUUUAAAUUGUGAGCUUUGUAAAGAGUCAUCGAUCAACCUUGAACAUAAAGUGAAGCACAUUUGAUGCAAAAUU